UUGAGAGAGAAUAACAUGAUCGCAGAUCUCUUAGCUAAAUUUGGUUUGAAAGAGAAAUUGAGCUUGACCACUUGGGAUUCCCCUCCACCUAAGGUUGCUCAAUUGAGGGAGUUAGAUUCAGCGAACGUUGCAGCUUCUCGGAGUUUUUCAACCAUGUAUAUUGAAAUAAUCAAUCCGGCGAGUGUCAAAAGGCAGUUGGCGAAGCUGUUUGAGGCUUCUCUGAAAGCAACUGUGCCUGAUGAGGCAGAUAUUGUGCCUUUGGUUGAUGCUUGCGUUGCGAAAUCUGGUGUGAAGAAAUUUGCUGAUUACCAAUGUAAUAAUGCAAUGGGUCUGUGGGCUAAGGUUAAAGGAAAGCAGACAGAAUUCAAGAAUCCCCAGUCAAUUGGACAGGCCCUCAUGAAGAAUCUCCCGCCAUCUGAAAUGGUGGAAUCGUGCUCUGUUGCUGGUCCUGGUUUUGUGAAUGUUGUCUUAUCAAAGAAGUGGAUAGGAGAGACCUUACAGAAGAUGCUUACUGAUGGUAUUGAUUCCUGGGCACCUCGACUUCCCGUGAAGAGAGUUAUGGUUGACUUUUCCUCACCUAAUAUAGCUAAAGAAAUGCAUGUUGGUCACCUGAGAUCAACCAUUAUUGGGGACACAUUAGCUCGUAUGCUUGAGUUUUGUCGGGCAGAAUCUCUUAUCCGCCGAAAUCAUCUCGGUGACUGGGGAACUCAGUUUGGGAUGUUGAUUGCUUAUCUCUUUGAGAAAUAUCCCAACCCGGAAGACGUUAGUGAAGCAGCUAUUGGAGAUCUUCAGACAUUCUACAAGGCCUCAAAGGUGAAGUUUGAUAGUGAUCCUGAAUUUAAGAAAACAGCACAUCAGUCAGUGGUCAAGCUCCAGAGCGGAGAACCCAAGUAUCGCAAGGCAUGGGAAAAAAUUUGUGAUAUUAGUAAGGCUGAAUUUGAUAAGGUCUAUCAACGCCUUGGAAUUCGAUUAGAGGCAAUGGGAGAAAGCUUCUUUAAUCCAUAUAUCCCCCCAACUUUGGAGAAACUGGAGAAUUUAGGACUGAUUGAAGAUAGUGAUGGUGCUCGUGUGAUAUUUGUUGAGGGUGUAGACAUACCACUGAUUGCUGUGAAAAGUGAUGGGGGCUACAACUAUUUUACAACUGAUCUUGCAUCACUUUGGUAUCGUCUGAAUGUUGAAAAACUCGAGUGGAAUAUAUAUGUUACGGACGUUGGGCAGUGGCAACACUUUGAUAUGCUCUAUAAGGCCUUCAGGCGUGCAGGAUGGCUUCCAAAGGAUGAAAAUGAAAUUCCCAAAUGUAUUCAUAUAGGUUUCGGUCUUGUUAUGGGGGAGGAUGGAAAACGAUUUCGGAGUCGUAGCAGUGAGACUGUUCGAUUGGUUGAUUUGCUAGAUGAAGCUAAAAGGCGCUGUAGAGUUGCCCUUCUUGAACGAGACACUGCUAAGAAUUGGACUGAGGAGGAGAUUGAGAAAACAUCGGAGGCAAUUGGUUAUGGGGCUGUUAAAUACGCUGAUUUGAAGAUCAACAGAUUAACGAAUUACACUUUCAACUUUGAUCAGAUGCUUAAUGAUAAGGGGAAUACUGCUGUUUAUUUGCUAUAUGCACAUGCUAGGAUCUGUUCCAUUAUCAGGAAAGCUGGUAAAGACAUUGAAGAAAUAAAGAGAAGUGAGAAAAUUGUGUUGGAUCAUGAAGAUGAGCGUACAUUGGGUCUUCAUUUACUCCAAUUUCCGGAGGUUUUUGAGGAAUCAUGCUGCAAUUUACUACCAAAUGUGUUGUGUGAAUACCUGUAUAAUUUGUCUGAAAUCUUCACCAAAAAGUUCUAUUCUAACUGUCAGGUUGUGGGGUCGCCGGAAGAAAGCAGUAGACUUUUGUUAUGUGAAGCUACCGCAGUUGUGAUGAGACAGUGCUUUUAUCUACUUGGAAUUGAACCUGUUUACAAGUUAUGACCUAUCUUAAGUGAUUCAAAUGGAUUUUUUUUAACACUUGGUGCACAAAUGUAGAGAACUUCCAGUAUUUACAUUAUUCUGGCAAAUUAUCUCUACCUUAUUUUCUUUAUUGUAUUAGUGGUGAAAGCUGGAAAGUGGAAAGUAGUGUAUCAUUGAUAGUGAUUUUACUGACCAGUUCCCUUGAAAUUUAUCAUUUUUGUCUGGGACAUCCAUGUUAAUAUUUUCGUUUGGAGUUGAGCAACGUUAGUACGUUACUAUUAGAUUGUUA
Molecule: messenger RNA, 2212 nt
Organism: Lotus japonicus
Lineage: Eukaryota; Viridiplantae; Streptophyta; Magnoliopsida; Fabales; Fabaceae
Product: arginine--tRNA ligase, chloroplastic/mitochondrial-like
Exons: 18
Coding region: 16-1944 (642 amino acids)
Biological process (GO): arginyl-tRNA aminoacylation
Cellular component (GO): cytoplasm
Molecular function (GO): ATP binding; arginine-tRNA ligase activity
Source: RefSeq, a predicted model, not a curated record